CAGAGGUCGCAGUUGGUUUUUGUAUUCGCUAUCGCAUUAAGUGACAAUUUAAUGCUCGAUUCGCGAGUGAGCAUUGGUCAGUGACUGAGAGUGGAAUGUUAUCGAAAUGCAAACGACAUUGAGUAAUAAAUGUUAACAAUUUACCGUUUCAUGCGAAGCCAACGCCAAUGCUAACAAAGACGCGCUGCCAUUUCCAGGCAUUGGCUGUGAGGCUGUAGCGCCAUCUCGCUCGCACCGGGAUACAACAUUCAAUCGAUAAGCUUAACAGAGGACUGCCAACCUAAGCAGAAGUGUGCAAUGUUAACUGAGCGGCCAUUGGGGCUAGCGACGAGUAAUCGCAUUCGCAUUCGCAGUCGCAGUGUCAGCGUUAAGACGUUCAGUUGGAAGUGUGCAAAGCGCCAUUAGAGCGCCACGAAGUGUGAGUUCUAUACAUGGUGUGUGUCCUGUGAAAUGUGAAACUCUAAAUGGGAAUGUGCAUUAACAAAUACAUACAGGGCAGCGCACAGAAACCAACACACAACUUUGCUCAGAUCAUAAAAACAAAUACGAAAACCCAGUGUAAGGCGCUCCAGCUCGAUUGCCGUUAUAUUUAGUGCUUCGUGAUAAAUGCAGCAACUGACAAUUAAUACAGGAACGGGCGAGAAAUGUGCGAGCGAGCAUUUGGCUGAGCAUUAAAACAUUGCGCAGCGGGAAAACUCAUAAAUGAAUGCUUUUAAUUGCGAAACAAUGACGCUUGCCCGCACAGAUACGAGCGGAAUAAAAGGAAUAACGCUUGCCAGAUCAGCAUCAGCAAAAACAACAACAACAACAACAACAACAGCAACAACAGCAAACACUUUGACCAGCUGCAGCAGCUGCAGUGAAAUUUGUGAAAAUCGUGAAAAUUGAGACAACAGACAAUGCUGCUGAUGCCAACGUCGUGUGGCCCCGGUCCGCCAGCGGUCGCACACGCCGUUGACCCAAGCUUAGCGGACGGGCACACACGCAAUCAACAACGUAAGCUGGCAACGACCCAGACCAGCCCAGCCAGUCCGAUAACAGCAACGGGAAUGGCAACAGCCACGGGCAUUCCCAAAUGGCUUCUAAUGCUCCUACUGCUCUUUGCCAUUGUGGCCCAAACGCCGCAGAGCCAAGUGGCCGCCGAGAAGAGCAAACACUAUUAUAUGCAAUCGCUGUGCAAGAAUCAUUUUCUGCAGCAGCUCUAUCGCAAAAUAGAUGGCGCCGUCCUCUGGUCCCAGAAUGAGCGCAACUUGGACUGCGUCAUCACGUUCCAAACCCACUCGAUAUUGCAGCGCUUCAUGCUGCGCUUCGACAUGCUCCAGCUGGACUGCAACGAUCACCUGCUUGUCUACGAUGGAGCACACGCUGUAUCGACGCCAAAGAUUGACAUCUCCUGUCGGAACACAAAGAACACUGUGAACGCGAUAUUGACGCGCACGAACUUCGUAACGCUGAAGUACGUGACCGAUGGCUGGGGAACGGAUGCGAACGGUUUCAAGUUGGUGAUAACGUCGGUGAAGGAUCCCAAGCAUACGUGCAAGGACUUCACGUGCGCCACACGCGAAUUCUGCAUAAAUCCGGAUCUGUUGUGCGAUGGCGUCAACCACUGCGGCGACAACUCCGACGAGUCCGUGCAGAACCUCUGCCAGAAUGAGACGACGAGCACCGUCUUUGGCGUGGACAUGACCUGGUUCGUGCUGAUUGUGGUCGGAGUGCUGCUGGUCCUCAGCGCGCUCAUCGUGGCCAUCGCGAUCUGCGUGUGCCGACGCCAGGACGAGAAUGCCGCCAACCAGAACACCGCCCUGCAACUGCAUCACAAUGCCGAGACGAAUGGAUCGUCGAAGCAUUUGCACUACCACGGCGUAGGCAUGGGCAUGGGCAUCGGCGGCACCCUGACGAGGGAGCACACCCAGCUGCCACCGGCGUCGGGAAACUGGCAUCACCCUGCGGGACCAUACGGGUACCACCGCAUUCCACACAGCUACUUGAAGAUGGCCACCAAAGUCCGUCCCAUUUGGUGCUUGGCAAAUUCCGUCAAUUAGGUCAAGAUCUUUCGCAAAACUCAACCGGACUCAGCCAGACGAACAUCGCCGUUGCUGGCAAUCAUCCGAAUGCCAACGCCGCUGUCGGCGCCGCUCAAAAGGACGAGUGGUUCGUUUAGGACAAUCCGAACUGAGGAGCUGUGAAAGUGAAAGACGCGAAAACAAAACCAACAAAACAUAAUUGACUUGAGCACAAUAAUCUGCACUUAAUUAAGUGAUUUCAUGGAUAUUUGCAGAGCAUUAAAUGAAGACUGUUUGACUAUACUUAACAACAA
Molecule: messenger RNA, 2317 nt
Organism: Drosophila navojoa
Lineage: Eukaryota; Metazoa; Arthropoda; Insecta; Diptera; Drosophilidae
Gene: loaf
Product: low-density lipoprotein receptor domain containing lost and found
Molecular function (GO): protein binding
Source: RefSeq, a predicted model, not a curated record